AUGGGCGGGAGCGAGGGAGUCCUCCAGGGGUGCCUGGACAGGGUCAACGAGCAGCUCGAGCACGGAGAGCUGCCCUGCACGAAGGCGCACUUCCCUGCCGUCAACCCCUUCGAUUUCGAAGACCUCGAGGCGCUGGCGAACCACGACUUCACGGUGGACUUGCACGCCGACGAGGUCGACAAGGCCCUCCGCGACUUCGUUGCGUCCAUCCUGGGCAUUGUCUGGAGCAACGUUCGGCUCGAGAACGAGGGCCAGGCCAAAGCCCUGCGGCGCUUCAACGAUGACCUCCGCGCUCGCAUGGAGAUAUUGGAGAGUUGCCUGCAGGAGAGGUCCAAGCAGCUCUCGAACUGCCGGUUCGCUUACUGGCAGGAGAUCACGCAUUUGCGCAACCAGGUGUAUUUCAAGGAGAAAGAGGCAGAGAACUUUGAGGCUACUCUCGCCUACUUCUUCGAUCCCACAGAGUACCUGGAGGAGGAGCUGCGGGGGUCUCUCAACGAGAGAAUCAAGCAAAGCGUUAGAGCUUACCAGACAAGACUGAAUGAGCUGACGCUUCGCAACAGUGCCCUGGAGCUGCAGCUCGAGUCGGCAGGCGGGCGCUUCAAGCCGAUGGAGUCCGACGACAUGGAGCGGGUGCUGCGGGCCCUAUAUUCGAAGCACGGCUGGAAGAGGAUCGUCGACACCAUGGGGAACGACAUGUGCAAGAAGGAGCUGCUCCAGUGGGCCAGGGCCCAGGGCCUCGUGCCCGGGGCCGAGGCCGGCGGCGAGGGCAGCGAGGGCGGCGGCCUGGGGGAGGAGCUGGCGGAGGCGCGGGCGCAGAGCGCGGCGGCGUGGAAGCAGGUGGAGAAGAUGAGACAGGCGCUCACCCAGAUGAGUUCUCAGAAGGAUGACGCCGAGAGGCUGCAGGCUGAGACAGAGGAGCGCCUCGAGGAGAAGCUUCGCCUUGACGCGGGUCAGGAGGGCCGGGACUGGAUGGCCGAGGCGGCCGAGGAGGAGCGGCGCGCCCUCGCCAGCGAGCUUGAGGCCACCCGCCGGGACCUCGCCAUGGCCAAACUCGCGCAGGAGCGGGAGAGGGCCCGCGCGGACCACGCGGAGGAGCGGGCGAUGGAGCGCGCGACGACGGAGCCGAGGCUCUCGGCGGUGUCCUCGAUGGAGGCGCCGCCCCCUGAGCAGGCAUACAGGCGCAUGUCGACCCUGGCGAGGCUCCAGCAAGCACACUCGGCGAUGCAGCAGCAGGAGACGGAGCGCUUGAAGACCAGAGAGAGCCUCAGGAAAGGGGAGGGUGUCAGGUUCAAGCAGCAGGUGCAAAAGAUCUUGGGCCAGGGCAAGCUCAUCAGCCUGCUGCGCGCCAGAGCCAACGACAGCGCUGGAGGCGGGGCCGCUUCCAGCAGCGCGACCCCCGGCAUCCCGGAGGCCUCCUGCGGGGGCUCCUCGAGCUCCACCAGCAGCCCCAGCCCGCGGGGCCACGCCGCCCCGAGGCGCACGCCGGCGGCCGAGGACCGCCGGGAGCAGGCGGCCCAGGCGGCGGGGGACGGCCCGGAGGCGGCGCACGCCGCCGGCGGCCGGGGGCAGACGGCGCAGGUGGGCCGAGACGGCCUGGAGCAGCUGGUGCAGAAGGAGCUGGAGCUGCGCCAGCAGCGCAGAGCAGAAGGGACCAGCAGUCAGGAGGUCGCGGGCGACGGCCUGAAGCAGGUGCUCGAAGCGGACGUGCAGUCGAAGCUCCCCGCGCGGCUGCCCCUCCUGGGACUUGGCCAGCAGAAGCUGCGGAUGGGGGACUCCGCAGCGCAGGGCGACGGCGCCGAAGGCAACACGACCUGGCCCGUCACGGCUGCGGCGGCGCACGGCGGCAGUGUUGAUCCGCCCAGCAGCAGGCGGGGCACGUCUCCGAAGACUUUUGCGAAGCCCCCUCUGCCGGGCUCCCCGCCAGGGUCGCCCGGAGGGAACCGCUGGGGCAUGUCCCGCCUCGCCGCGCCCGGCUCCCCCGGCGGGGGCGCCUCAGCCCGCGCCGCGCCUGCCUCUCCCAGCGGGGGCGGCGGCAGCGGCUUCCGCCUCGCCGCGGCAGCCGUCCUCAGAGAGGGGGACGACGGGAGUUUCGGGGAGCUAAGCGCCCGUGGCCGCGGCCUCGUGCCAGUGGCAGACGCCGCCUACGACCUGGGCGAUGGCCGCGGCGGGGGGAGCACCCAGAGCCACGGCGUUCCGGCAUCCGCCCAUGGCAUGGGCGGCACUGGUGGCCACGCCACCUUUCCCAGCGACCCUGGCGAGCGCAGAAGCGGGGAUCGAGCGGCUGAUGCCGCGAUGAGCGUGGGGGGCCCGCUUCCAGCGUCGUCCAGCGGCGGCCAGGCCAUCUGGUCCAGUAGCCCUGGCGACAACGCUGAUGCAGUCCAACGGGCUGCCAGAAGCGCAAGAGCGCAGGGCCAGUCUCCAGUGUCGCAAGGCGGUGGCCAUGCCCCCUCGUUCGGCGCUCCUGGCGAGGGCGGCGACGGCGGUGGCCACGGCGCAGCCCUCCUGGAGGUGCGCAGCAGCAGCCAGGCCGCGCUGCGCAGCGCUGGGGUGCAAGCGCCCGCUGCCGACGCGGCGAGCGCGCGCGGCGCACCCAUCCGAGGGAGCGCCCGCGGAGGUGCCGGCCCCGAGCUCCCCUCGGGUGCGCUGGGCGGCCUGGCAGUGGUUGCCGCCAGCCUGCCGCCUGGGGCCCAGGCGACCACUGCGAUGCUGGGGCCAGCGGCCGCCGCUUCCGUCAACAGCGGAGAGCCCGCGGGGGCGCCCGACCACGGGUCGAGCACCGAGCGGGCACUCGCAGAGGAUGCCCUCCAGGAGGACAUCGACCGUGUCACGGAAUCCCUCAUACACGCCCUGGGUCAGCGUUCGGAGCAGCUGAACGAAAUGGAGCUGGAGGUCUACGAGCUGCGGGGCCUGCUCGAGGAGUCUUCGAGGCUCGCGGCAGAGGUCACUUCGCCGAAGGUCUGCCAUCGAAGCCCCGACGACGUGCGGGCUGCGAUGGUCGGAAUGGCGCGCCUGGCUAACUUCGCGGGAGCGUUCUACGCGACGGGCCGCCAGGCGAGCAAGUCCUUCUGCGGGGGCCCGACGGAGGCGGCCGGGAUCCGCGGGCGGCUCGACAGGGCCGCCACCGCGGGGGCGACGGAGGAGGAGGCGGCCGCCGCCAUCUCCUCCAUCGAGGCCGUGCGGGCGUGAAGCUCGCGUCCGCCGACAGCUCGCUGCUCCGGGCACGUGCCCCGACCACCUUCCACGCUCAACAUGACAACGCCAGCGUGGGCCGGUGUCGUGAAGGAAGCAACAUCGAGGAACAAACAUCGGCAUCUACAUAAAUGUUUGGCGGUCCGCGCGGAUUUCUUGGAUCUGCGUUGGGACCCCCCUGGCGGCGCCUCCGGCGCCGCCCCUGGCGCGCUCCACGCGCCAGGGAGGGGGUCCAGAGCAGAUCCCAAAGCGCCACAAGUUUAUGUUUAUGGCGUUUUUCUUCCUCUAUCAAGCCAG
Prorocentrum cordatum is the source of this 3486-nucleotide messenger RNA. Lineage: Eukaryota; Dinophyceae; Prorocentrales; Prorocentraceae. The record is from the annotation of a GenBank genome assembly.